Hylaeus anthracinus is the source of this 8288-nucleotide messenger RNA. RefSeq lists its product as uncharacterized. Lineage: Eukaryota; Metazoa; Arthropoda; Insecta; Hymenoptera; Colletidae. The record is from RefSeq and is a predicted model, not a curated record. Gene Ontology annotation, cellular component: plasma membrane; apical junction complex. The transcript has 12 exons. Gene Ontology annotation, biological process: cell-cell junction organization. Bases 595 to 7320 code for a protein of 2241 amino acids.
UUUGUUCUAGUAUUUACCCUGCGGUGUAAAGCUGGCUCUCGCGCUCUCCGGUGUCCUUAAGUCACGUUCCAUUGUUCGCAAACGUUUCACCGUGGUUCCUCCUUCCAUCGCGGAGGGUCCCCUUUCAUUGUUCACCGAGUUUGUGCAUUUCUCCAUGGUGAACGCGUGAGAAUUGUGUGCGCCAUGUUCGCGCCGCGAGCAGCACGCGAUUCACCCGGCUACCGUGGCAAGUGAUACGUUUUUUUUCGGACCGCGAAGGGCUAUAGUGUGUGCGUUUAAAUACCGUCUCCACGGAGUUAAACACGGUGUGUGCGUCGUGUGUUUGUGAGUGCUACCGGUGGCCAGUCCUUGCCGUUAGGAAGGCAAAAGUCUAGUGGUUAUAAACGACGAGAGACGAGAGCACGCUGUUGGGACCGUGGAAUGCGCGCUGACAGAAAUGGAAGCAGGGAGUGAUGUACAGACACGAAGAAAAAGGAUAUAGAGUAUGAGGGUCCCCGAGGAAAAGCGGAAGGUACGUUCACAGCUCGGCGAAGCGGUUAAUGAUUGGGCGUCACCGUACGCAGCUGGCUACGUCUUUGUCGCCAACAGCUGGAGAUGAGCACGCAGGAGACGAACGCGACGACAACGACGACGACGUCGACGACGUUGGAAUCGUCGUCGAUGCUCGAGGUUGCCGCCGCUGAUGACGAGGGGGAGCCACCGACCUUGGGCGAAAUCGUCGACAUGGACCUGGUGAACGGACCGAAUCCGUGGCUUCCGGCCUACGGCUUCCAGCUCCAACACCAUUCCCAUUUUCAAUCCGACCACGAGGAUCUACGGACUAAUGACACGGUGCUAGUGCAGCAAGUCGACUUUUUAGAGACUAUUUUGGAGGAAACGUCGGACGAUCUGCAGAGCGACUCUGAUCGCAGCGGUACUGCGUACUGGGUCGGUUCUGAUUCGGAAACCGAAAGCGUGAUACACAUACGAGCGAAGCAGAGAUCAGCAGAUGAAAGACUAGACGGCGGGAGUGGUAGCGAGUGCAAUUCCGUGGUUCCGAAAAAGAGACGGCGCAGGAACAAUGGUACCAGCGACCGGGACCACCAAGUGACCUUCGAGGAUUAUCCAGCCUCGCCCAGAUCCUCGAGAUCGUCCGCGUCAUCGAGAUCCAGCUCUCUGCUGCAGUUCGAAUCGUUGGAGAGGACCUGCGCCACACUAUCGCCCUCCAGCUACAGCUUCGACUCGCUGGAGUACUCGAAUCGAUCCAACGCUUCCCAUCCAGAGAACACGUCACCCGACAGUCUCGAGCAGGACUACGACAGAGUUCUGCCAAAUGGUUUCGGGAACACCGAUCACUUUCCGAGGAUCAGGCCUUACCGCAGCUUCGAGAGCCUGGACACGUGUCAGAAGGAUGACGACUACGGGCACGCCGGGCUCACCAACGGUUUCGCACCUUUGUACCUGAAACGUAACUCGGAUCUCUCGAGGAUACGAAACAACGGGCAUCGUCCAAGGGACUUUUGGCACGACGACGAAGAAUACGAGGAUGACGAGGAGGAGGAAGACCUCGACGAGGAGGACCGCUUGCUGAAGGACAAUCGCGCGUGCUCCGAGAUCGAGGAUCGAUUGAUGGUCUUCGGCGACCCAGCGUGCAACUACGCGACGUCGGUGGACUACAGGAACACGAUCGAUUUGCGGGAGAUCGGCGUCGAGACGAAGAGGGACGCCCUGUUGGAUCUGAAGUCUGGCCAGGCGGCUGUGUCGAGUUCCUUUCGUCUGCUGCAGACCAGGUUAAAUAUAGCUGGUAGCAUGGCGCACACUCGCAACAACAUGGUUGCCGAUCAUCUUCAUCAUCAUCAUUAUCAUUACCCUGGUUCUCAUCACCAUAAUCAUCAACAGCAGCACCAGCACCAGCAUCAGUACGAGCAUAAUCAUGAACAUCAGCACAGCUACGAGCACCACGAGCCGCGGCAGCACAGUCAAGGGUGGAGCAACGACGAGUGCUUUAAUUUUAGAUUCACGGAUAAAUCUCAAAGCGCGCCCAGUCUGCCUAGCAGCAUCGACGAGUCCGCACACGAUCCACGCUCGUUGACGGGCAACGGUUCAUCAAGGGCAACCUCCUUCGUCUCCACGUCGAACCUCUUCGAGAAUUACACGAGGGUAGCUAGCGUGCCGGUCGAUCUGAAUCUCUGCGGCUUCUCCGCGACGUACGAUGAGCCGUGUUACCAACGCGUGAGCCACCACGAUCACGAAAUGGCGGAGAUCGCGAACGUACACGAGAAGAAACGAACGAACAGCCGCGAGGAGAGCCAACGGAACGGCGAAGACGCGACGGGACAGUCGAAGAGCUCUUUGACGAGCUCGGUGAGAACCCAACCGUCGCAGUGCGUUAUGGACAGCAAGAUGGAUCGCGAGUCGAUCGAGGAGAUCGCGAGGAACGAGGAGUGCGCGGCUGGCGAUCGUUGCCCGAAGCCACGGGAGAAGAAGCAGGUCACGUCGACGGUGAAGACCCAGGAUCGCGGGAACUGCGUGCUGGACAUGGCCAUCGCCAUGGAGAACGACAUGGUGGACGAGGCUAUCAAACAACUCAAACGCGAGGUCGAAGAAGCCACCGUAUCGAACGGCAGAUACGCGAUGGACGUUCAAAGAACGUUCUCGGGCAAGCAGAGACCGCACAGGGUGAAGAACAACGCCAGCUACGAGCUGGCCCAGCAGUACGAGAUCGACGAGAGAAGUUUUCGACCCAAUAGGUUCCGUAAAGAGAUCUCCAAAGAAAUCUCCAACGAACAGACACCCAAGUCGCCGAAAACUGCUUUCAGCGGACGGAAGCGAGUGUUGAACAACGCUAGCUACGAGCUAGCCCAACAGUGCGAUUAUAUAAAGGCUCUCCAGUCCUCCAGAGGUGCCUUCCAGCGAAUGGACGCGUGCGACGAGCUCGAGGAAUCGGGGUUCGGCCGAUCCUCGCGGCUCAGAGUCACCGACAUGGUGCAACAGAUGAGCAGUAGCUCCACGUCAAACCUCAGCAGCCCUUCCAACGAGCACCGUCUGGACACCAGGAAGUACUCCAAGUCCACGGAGGACAUAUUUUCGCAGUUCUCGACGGGCCCGUUCACCAGGGUACCGAUCGAACAGUUGGGCCAACGGCUGAAGAAACAGGAGGAGGAGGAGGAGGAGGAGUCCCUUCUUUCUCAGGUAAAAAAAAACUCGGAUCCAUUUUCAAUCUAUGGAGACGAUCCUAAUGCCCGUCCCGUAGUAGCCGACGAGAUAGAUUACCCCUGCUUGGAAACCAAACCCAUAGGAGCUUCUUCCAGCCUGGAGGGGGGCGCGAACAGCGCCCGCGGAACCCAGGAAAAAUCCCUAGAACUCGUGCACGCGAACAGAACCACGAACGUUGUCGAGCAUCCCGCGACCUACGAUCGCGGCGUUGACCCGAUGAAAAUCGGUGACCGUUACGCGGAGAACAACGCCGCGGUUCUUCGACGCCUGGAGGAGCAUCAGGCUCGGAUGGAGGACGUCGUCGACGAUGGUUCGUCGUCGAUGUGCAACAGGAACGCCGCGGCCGGGGAACGGCUGUGGAGGGUCAUAGUGGAGAAGCCGGCCGUGGAGAAAGAGGCUUCCGCGGAGAAGGUUGCCGAAGCGGAGGCGGCAGCGGAGACGGAGGAGAAGAAAGAGAGCGAGAAAGAGCAGCAAAAGCCGGCGGAGGAGAAGGCAACGGAAGCAGCGAGGGGACACACUGUCCACGGUGUUCGUGUCCCCCCACCCAGCGUUACCCACGGCCUGGAACCCAGUGAACGGAGUGGGAAUCCAGCGGUGGCCGUGGUAGUUGAUACGAAUCAUCGCGGUGAUCGCGACAAACGUCACGAGGAGAACGCGGCGGCAACAACGAUCACAGUUAGGGUAGAAGACGCGACGAUGUCGGCGACGACGACGACGACGACGACGACGACGACGAAACGGUCCUUCGUUACGCCGUCACCACCGAAGGACCCGUCCGCGGCCAGGAUUCAGAGGGGGAUGGCCGUAGACCCGAUCCCUCCGACCCCGGUCAAGGAAGAAAGGAAGAAGGGUGGUCUCGGUGGAUUCCUCCAGAGAUUCUCGAGGCUACGGUUCAGUGGUAGAUCGAAAGUGCCGCGGUCCGAGGUGCAGAAAAAGAGUGAUACGCUUGGCCAAGUGAAUCGCGGCAAGGUGAACGAGCAACAGACUAAAAAGGAGCCGGAUUACAUCAUCAUUCCGUUGCAUGCCCCGGAAGAUGAGAAGCGCAAGGACGAGUACGACGUCGCCGUGGACGCGAAGACGGACAGGAGGACACCCGGGGACGUUCAACGGAGCUCCUCCAACGUUAGCGCGAACGGGAGGGCGCCAGUGUCCAGCAAGCCGCCCCUGCCUCCGCAACCGCCCCGCGUCGGGGCGCUGAGCUCGAGACCGUCAGCGGCGGCGGCGGCGGCGGCGGCGUCUUCGUCGCGCCGACGCGCGGCCACGGACCUUGGAAAUCCGGCGGCCAUCGAGAUGGCGAAAGCCCGUGCGAUGCAGGCCGCCCAGGAGCGCCCGGUCGGCCUGCUCGAGACCGACCUCGACGAGGCCGUCCCGUCGACGACGACGACGACGACGACCACCGCCUCAACGAACGCCGCCGGCAAGAAGACCAGGAGUCUGCUCAAUCUGAAUCACACCUCGACCACCCCGCGACUAAGGCCCGAGCACGCCCUCCACGUACCCCAGUCGCCCGUCGGCGCUUCGCACAGGAGCCCCCAAGACGACGGCGCCGCCUCCACCAUCAAUCAACGGCCACACAAAUCCAUGGAGUUCCUCCUCGACAAGGAGAACCUGCAUUUCGUCAAGCCGCCGGAGAACGAGUUGCAGAAGAUUGGCGAACGGGUACCCAGCGAGCACGAGCUCCGAGUACAAAGAUCUCUGCAACGACUGAACGUUCCCGAUUGGUACAAGAACUCUCCCGCGGCUCGCGAUGGUUUCCGGUUGAAGAGGCACUCCGACGCGUCGCAGCACGGAGGAUGGCGUGCUCUGGGCUCGAAAACCACUUCCCUCUCGUCCCUUUCGUCGUCUUCCAAUAGGCAGCCGACUACAGGUGCCCUUCUAAGUCCAAGUCCUACGCCACCUGUAUUCUCGAGAUGGAGCACCAGUCUGCUGAACAGCGCCGGAAGUUCGCCAGCAAGUUCGGCGAGGUCGUCGUUCAAUCAUCGACAGCCAUAUUUGGGUUGGCGUUCGCAGGAACGAUUGACAAAUCCUCGAACACCGGCCGAACGUCUUGCUCAGGGUAUUCUUCCCCAGUUGCAAGCAGCAAACAAGCAGCAACAGCAGCAACAGCAGCAGCAACAACAACAGCAGCAGCAGCAGCAGCAGCAGCAGACAACGAAUCAGCAGCUAGAAGUAAGGAACUCGAUAAAGGAGGUAACCUCGGCCAUUGUGCACUACGUGCAAAGCGGUCAGGAGGUUGCUGGAGGUGGCAGGCUCUCGCCUCGCCCUCGACCCGAAGACUGGGAUGACAGGGGCGGAGCAAGGUCAACCAGCCCCAGAGGGAGCGUGAAGCUGUGUUGGAUGGAGAGCUCGUUCGUUGGCACAAGACCCGUGGACUCACCGGAGACACCGAUGAGUUUGGCCACGGAGACCGACUGCUGUCCAGGCUGCAACGCCACGGGCACUGAGUCCUGCAGUUGCAUCGACUCCGCGACUUCCGGUCUGUUCUUGGAUUUGACGCCCACCCGCGACGACGGCCAGCUACAACAGCAACAGCAGCAACUAGGCGGAGGCAGCAGUCUCUGUCCGUCGCCGUCAUCGUCGCUCAAUUAUCACCACCACCAUCCCCAUCCCCAUCACCAUCACCGUCAGCUACACCAUCAACAGCAACCGCAGCAACAGCAACGCCAUCACCGCGGAUCGGGCCAGAGCGAUUCGGACGAGGCGAUGGCGACGGCAGCUCUUCUGCGGAACAAACCGAGCCCCGGUUCCACGACCCUGGAGGACGUCCUUGACUCCCUCCUCGGGCUGCCAUCCGCGUCGCGUACCCCGAGUCCUGGGCCAGGACCAGUCGUAACCGGCACAUCCGCCACCAUGCGACAUCGAACUAACGUCGGCCAGGCUAAUGCGAAAGCCGGGAAGAGCUGCAGCGACCUACGCCAAGACCUCCAAGAGUCCGCUAGAAGUGUGAUGGACGUGCAAGGAGCCACCGAUGAGCGUGCUUCGUACUACGUGGGUGAGCUCGUCAGACGGAAGAGCGAGGGCAGCGAUUCGAUACCGUCGAAGGCGACGACGAUGCAGUCGAGAGGUGGCCCGCUGCGUCACCGACGUGUCUCCUUCGACAACAACCAGGAGUCGAACGGUUUGAUGGGGAACGCCGGCGAGAAGAUAGUCCGUUGUCGCAACAACAAGUGCGGCAACUCCACCAGCUUGGCCGAGGCGAGGAGAAGCUACAAGAGCUGUCACAACUGUACCUGCCUCUACUGUUCCCGAGAGUGCAGGAAAGCGCAUUGGCAGCGUCAUCGGCGCACCUGUCUGCACUCCCGAGCCGGUAGCCUCUGCAAGCAGGUGUUGUCCUCUGCCAAGGAGGAUCCCAUUACGUUGAAGCAUAUCUCGGCGCUGGCGAAACGUGGCUACGCGUCUCACGGUCGCGGCGCCGUCAAGUGCUUCUUCUCCAGCCCCGAAGUGGCGGAGAAGUUCAUCGGGAACGGAUUCGUGGAUCUUGGCGAGCCCACUUACGUCAGAUGGUCGGAUCUACUCGCCAGCGAGAUGGGACCGGACCUGUACGCCGAGGUGAUACGGCUGUGCAAGUCGUACAACCCGGACACCAGGCUGGUGCUGUACGUGGCCGUUUGCGUGGUCAGCGAGGUCCCUACCAGCGGAGCCGUUAAGUGGGAGCGACAAUUGGUAUCCAGAUGCGCCAAGAUUCACUUGGACUCCGCCAGCAGACACCACACGUCCUCGUCGUCCGCCUCGCCGCAGGGCAGGCAACAGUCUACCUCGCCCUGCAAUAUCACAAGGGAGAUGGAAUCCCCCGAGAUGCUGGUGCUGACGUCGUUACCGGGAAACAACAGACAGAACACCCCCAAGAAGAUCAGGGAGAUCAGCUUCACGAACAUCCAGGGACAACUGAAGCUACGGGGCGUGUCAUUGAGAAGACACUUCCCUCAGGUAUACAGGAAGCUCCGUGCUUACGUGGACGGGACCGUAGACAAAUUCGCGCCAGUCACCAUCUAUCCGCGAGACCAGGCGUCGGGGAAGAGCUUCGUGUGCAUCAUCAUACUCGACGUCGAGCCCGAGCGUCUUCAGCUACUUCCUACGGAUUCAUCUAGGGUCAGAACCGUCGACAUUAGCGUCGAACAGGAAUGAACAACCGUUCCUUCGUUAUUAGAUCGAACAAUUUUUUUUACUAAACUUACGAUCGGUAAGACUUAAAUUGCAGGCCGCGGUUCAACGGGCGAGAACGAAGGUUCGAAGGUUCGCCGAGUUUCAUCUUCUGGCCAGGGCCCCUGGAUGAAAGGAAACUUAUAUCUUGACCGUAUCGUCCGCGAGCGAAACAGCUGAAGAGAGGUCUCGGUGUAGGGCGUGUAGUAAAUUGAACGAUAGCGAAUCGUCUCUUGAGAAGAGACCUACUCGGUCUUUGAGGGAAAGAUGAGUCGAUUUGGCAAAUCGAGGAUGCCUCGAGUGGUUGAUAUUCUAGAACGCUUAGCGUGGAGCAACGAACAAAGUAUACGGACGAAAUAGACUCUCCGUUGUCGACUCUCUCGACUUGACUCGGUUCGAGAUAGGUCUGAUCGUGUGUACUCGUAGUCUGCGAUAAACUUUGCUGGUACACGUUACGUUACAAUUCUCCGAGUUGUUCAUUUUUAUCACCUCGAUAUCGAAGAAAGUCUUUCGACUGUUGUCCAACGACAAACCGGUUCUCGUGGAUAUCUAACGAACGUGUUUCCCCAUGGUAACUGACGUCUGACGCCAGUGUCGUUCGCGAGUCUUGUUCGUCGACCUUAGAGUACUCCUCGGAAUUGCUUCGGUAGAUCAAAAAGAAAUUUCUCGAUUUGGUUGUUGCUCUAUCAGAUGUUUAUUAAUUGUAUCGAUCGUCGUAGGAAUCGGCGAGUGUUCGCGAUGACACUGCGGUUUCUGGAUCUUUAUGUCAAAAUUAUUGGGUUAUUCGGAAAGCUUGCGCCGACUUGCGUGGACCUUCAAAGAUUCAGAUAUAUUUGUUUAAUUAUUAGGGUGUACCGAAAGUUUUUUCUAAUUUGUCUUCUUUUCUUUCUUUGUCGUGUUUCAACGAAUGUUCAAACUAAAUAAAACUAAACAAAUUUUAUGUCACCAUUGUG